AUGCACACUCAUGUGGGACAAGGGUUCGCAUGGUCUAUUACCUCUGAAAAAGAAACCAUAAAAAAAUUGAGAUGAUGACUUGGUAAAAAACAAAAUUCUACGUUAUCAAUCAGUUAACAGAAAAAUAUUAGAUACAUAUGUUUAUUGCUUCAAUUGAACAAGAAGUGGGUACGUCACAACUAACGUACGUAUAAAGGUGUGACGUCAUGUGACAUUUCAACUCAACUUACCGCCUUAAGUUAUUGAUUACGCAAAAAAAUGUAUUUAAUACAAACAGAAAUUAGGCGUCAUCUCUAUUAUGAGAUAGAUUGCAAAGUGUCGCAUCUUCUGCGCGAAGAAGUAUUAACAGAUAUGGCUGAUGCUUUUGUGUUUUAAAAACAAUAAGAGACAAACAAAUAUGCAAACACUUUUUUUUGGUAACGCAGCGGUAAUGCACCUUAAGCUUUAAAUCCAGAUUCUCCAGCCCCUCGGUCUAACGAUCUAAUAAAAGUCGUGGGAAGUCCCUGGAUGCGGGCAGCGCAGGGACGAUCGUCGUGGAAACCCACCGGGUUGGCCUAUGUCCAACAGUGGGCGUCGAAUGCAUAUGACGAAUAUUCGGCUGGAAAGGGUUUCUUUGAAGGGUUAUUAACGCAGUCUUUGUUUCAGGAGCGGCGACCCCUGCCCCCGGGGGCUUGUGGCGAGGAAUGGCGCGAAGUAAGGGCGCAGUCUGCCUCUUUACAGUUCAUUUUCUCUCCUGCAUUAUUGAAGGAAACUGUAAUGAUACCAAAAUCUGGCGAUAAUCGAUGGGAUAAGUUGAUGAAACUCUUGCUAAUGUGUCGCCAAGAAAGUGGUAAUAGCCGGUCACGUGAUCAAAGCACCGUCUCCGAGUCAUCAAGGAGAUUUCGAACAGAGUUCUUAGAAGACUGGCCCCAGACACCUGGGGCACCAUACUUCGAUCCUAGCACGCCCGACAACGUGACCGGCCUAGUUGGACACCCGGUAUCAUGGGUCCGACACAGAGACAUACAUUUACUGACGGUAGGUCGGUACACUUAUACGUCAGACCAGAGGUUCGAAGCCCAACACAAGCCGCGCUCGGAGGAGUGGGCGUUAUACAUCCGAAGCCCACAGCGACGAGAUUCUGGACAGUACGAGUGUCAAAUAUCUACCACACCACCUAUAGGACACGCUGUCCAUCUCAACAUAGUUGAACCCGAAACAGAAAUAAUGGGUGGUUCUGACUUAUUCAUCUAUGCUGGCUCCACAAUCAAUCUCACAUGUAUCGUACGGCAUACGCCAGAGCCACCUAGCACAAUAAAUUGGACGCAUAGAGGCAAGAGAAGGGUAUCCACAGCAGUAGCAGAUUGCUGGUGCAAUCUGCGAGAACGUCAGACGCAGGCGCAUAUGAGUGUGUACCAGAUAAUGCUCAAGUGGCUACUGCCCGCGUUCACGUGCUUACUGCGUGUCUCUACCGCUGUAUCUGCUCGUAUACGCACGGUAGACGCACACUACAUGAUCACGCCGCCGCCGUGUGCUUAG
This is a messenger RNA of Diatraea saccharalis (sugarcane borer), 1518 nucleotides long. Lineage: Eukaryota; Metazoa; Arthropoda; Insecta; Lepidoptera; Crambidae. The record is from the annotation of a GenBank genome assembly.